Messenger RNA from Trifolium pratense (red clover), 6177 nucleotides. RefSeq lists its product as uncharacterized. Bases 1 to 6177 code for a protein of 2058 amino acids. The record is from RefSeq and is a predicted model, not a curated record. Gene Ontology annotation, molecular function: DNA helicase activity. NCBI's taxonomy places the organism in Eukaryota, Viridiplantae, Streptophyta, Magnoliopsida, Fabales, Fabaceae. Gene Ontology annotation, biological process: DNA repair; telomere maintenance. The transcript has 20 exons.
AUGACUAAUUCAGGCAUGUAUGUCAAAAUGACAAAGAUCUCUGAAAUUACCAGUGGAAAAAUUGAUUUUCAACUCAGGGUACGGGUGAUCAAUUUGUGGUCCACCCCAGAUCGUGCUAAUCCUACUGAAGAUGGGGCUCUCCACAUGAUUUUUCUUGACAAGGAUUGUGGAAAGAUAUAUGCAACAGUUAGGAAAGAUUUGCUAGCUCAGUUCAAAGAUGACAUUGAGGAGGGAGCUGCUUAUGUUAUGGAAAGGUUCAUGGUUGCUAAGAAUGACUCUUCUUUCAAAAGCACACCUCAUAAGCAUAAACUCAAUUUUAUGCGUGGUACUAAACUCAUUAAAGUAAAAGCUACUGAAAUACCAUCAAACCAUUUCAAUUUCAUGCCUUUUCAUGAAAUUCUCACCUCUACUAAAGAGGAUCAGAUCCUUGAUGUUAUUGGUCAUGUUGUUGAGAAGAAUGCCAUGAAAGAAACUGAGAAAAAUGGCAAGACAAGUAAAGUCAUGGAUGCUACUCUCGAAGAUUUAGAAAUGAAUGUUGCGAAUGUGGAAUUAACACAAGUAGUGAGUCAGAUGUCUGGACCAACUUUACUAAGUAUUGGCGAUGAUUUAUUGCAAACACCUAGGAUGACAAUCGAGGAUCUCAUUGAAUCCACUGAGAAAUGCUAUGGUUCCGUUUUGGCAUGGGCUUGUGAGUUUGAUAUGGAUGCUGGUUGGUUUUACCAAGCCUGUACUAAGUGUGCUUCUAGGAUCAGUUUUGUUGCAGGCCAACUAUAUUGUGACAAGUGCAAAAUGCCAAGAACUGCCAUACCAAGAUACAAGGUCAACCUCCAAGUGAUUGAUAAUACAGGUUCCAUUACUUUUGUUAUGUUCGAUCGUGUGGUUUUCCAGGUUGUAGGGCUCACAGCACAGGAUUUGCUAGACUCUAUGAAUAAUGAUCCUAACUCUACUGCUUAUCCACAAGCCCUUGAUGUGUUUAUCAAUAAGCAAAUGCUAUUCAAGGUUGAGGUGUCUGACGCCAAUUUGUAUCGUAAUUGGCGUGCUUAUACUGUGAAAAAAGUGACUGCUGAUGAGGAUAUUAUAAAGAGUUUCUGUGCACUUCAUGGAAUAGAAAUGGAUGACCAUGUUGAAGAUACCACCUUUGAGCAAUUUGUAUGUGAUUUGGGGGAUCAUAGUCCUUUGGUUGCACUUGAUGGAGUUGAGUCAAGCAAUAAUGUCCAUGACAAGGUUUCUACUUCAGUUCAGACUCCAACCAGUAAGUUAACAAUCAAAGAUGCAUCUGUCAUUGAUAAAGGUGGUCCUUCCUCUUCUGAGAAGCCAACUGUCCAGAGGGCUAUUGAACUUGGUGAGGAUGAUGUGACUCUAAUUGGUUCAGUUGAUCCACCAACUAACAAGUCAAAGGGAAAAGAAGUUGCUGAAAUUGGUGGAGUCAAGCUUAUCCCCACAAAAGAAACUAAGCUAUUUGAUCUUUCAAAUAAUAUAAACUGUUAUCAAGUGGAUCAUCAGAUUGACAAUGAUGCAUGGCUUCACUGUGAAAUUGAUGGUGAUCAAGUGAUGUGUGAAUCUAAUACCGAGCAUUUUGAUGUACCUUAUGAUUCAGAUGAGAUUUUGUUUAGCCAGUCUUCUCUUAAUAUAGUUGAUCAUACCACAAUAAGUUUCAGGUAUGACUCUAUAUUUGCCUUAUUUCUUUUGCAUGUUAUGGUCAGUAACAACAAUGAUAUCUCACUUCACUCUACAGUCAUUGAUGGUUUCAUGAGCUGUGAAUCUAACAUGGAACAGCUGGAUAUACCAUCUCAUUCAGGUGCUCAUUACUACAACCAUGUAUCUGAAAUGAUGUGUACAACUAAUUCCGAACAAACUGAUAUACCCUUUAACUAUGACGACGAGGAUUUAUUUAACUCAAACAAUGAUUUGCAGUUUGACACACAAUCUCAUUAUGCGGUUACCGCCGAAUAUUUUAAUAUCGGUCAGCCAAAUUGUAUUUGUAGAGAUUGUGGCGCAAUUAUGUGGUAUGAGGAACGCUUGAAGAAUAGUUCUAGGAAAAACUUGAAGUUUACACUCUGUUGUAGCCAGGGGGACAUAGAGCUUGCAUCUUACAGCCCUUUGCCUGAGCCACUACGUUCUUUGUACCAUGGUGGUGAUGGUAGGAGUAAAUUUUUUCUUGAAAAUAUAAGAUCUUUCAAUAGUAUGUUUGCUUUUACAUCUAUGGGAGGCAAGAUCAACACCGAUAUGAACAAUGGGAAUGCACCUCCUGCUUUUGUAUUGAAUGGUGAAAAUUAUCAUCUAAUCGGAAGUCUCCUUCCAUUGCCAGAGAAGCCACCUAAGUUCGCCCAGUUGUACAUAUACGACACUGAUAAUGAGAUUUCUAAUAGAAUGGCCGCCGUUGGCAUGUCAGAUGAUUCCACAUGCUUGAGAUCAUCCAUUGUUAGAGGUAUCAGAUAUUCUCUGAACAAUUGCGGUAAUCCUUAUGUCCGGACAUAUUCCAUCAUACGGGAUACCAUUCAUUCACAAGGAACUCCAACGGUUAAGUUACGCAUUUUGGGCAAGAGAGGUAGUGACGGAAGAAGAUAUAAUCUGCCAUCUGCUUCCGAAGUUGCUGCUUUGAUUGUUGGUGAUUUUGAUGCCGCUGACUUUGAUAGAGAUGUCAUUGUUCAAACACAAUCUGGACUUCUGAAACGCAUAUCCACUUUCGAACCAGCUUAUUGGCCCUUGCAGUAUCCAUUAUUGUUCCCCCGAGGCGAGGAUGGAUACAGGAGAGACAUUAAAUUCAGAGAUAAACCAGGCAAGUCUGCGAGGAAAAGACAGUUCAUCACUCACUUAGAGUGGGUUGGUUAUAGAAUCCAACAGAGACGUAGAGAUGAGUCCACAAUUGUUUUUUCUAGAAGAUUGUUUCAUCAAUUUCUGGUUGAUUCUUUUAGUACAAUAGAAUCCGAUCGAUUGAGAUACAUGAGAGAUCAUCAAAAAGAUUUGAGGUCCUCCAUGUAUAAGGGAUUAACAGAAGCCAUUCUUAAUGGAGAUUGUGAUGCAAAUACUACAGGAAAACGGAUAGUUUUACCCGCAAGUUUUGUUGGCGGAGCAAGAUACAUGAUACAAAACUAUCAAGAUGCAAUGGCCAUUUGUGCUUGGGCUGGGUAUCCUGAUAUAUUUAUCACUUUUACUUGCAACCAUAAGUGGCCAGAAAUCGUUGAUUUUUUGAAAGUACACAAUCUUAGACCAGUAGAUCGUCCGGACUUGAUAAGUAGAUUGUUUAAGAUUAAACUUAACCAACUCAUAAAAGACAUUAAGGAAGGGAGUAUUUUUGGAAAGGUUAAAGCAGUAGUUUACACAAUUGAGUUCCAAAAGCGUGGUCUUCCACAUGCUCACAUUUUGGUUUUCCUUCAUCAAAUACAUAAAAUUGUUCAGCCAGCCGACAUAGAUAAAAUAAUAUCUGCUGAGAUUCCGGAUAUCAAUCAAGAACCAGAGUUGUUUGGCAUUGUGUCGGCACUCAUGAUCCAUGAUCCAUGUGGUGAACAGAAUAAGAAAUCUCCUUGUAUGCAGAAGGGCAGGUGUGCCAAAUACUUUCCCAAAAAAUUUGCUGGCAAUACAGUCAUUGAUUCCGAGGGUUAUCCUGUGUAUCGAAGGAGGGACAAUGGUGUAUAUGUUCAAAAGGGUGAAUGUUUUGCUGACAAUAGGUUUGUUGUUCCAUAUAACAAAAAAUUGCUACUGAAGUACAAUGCUCACAUCAAUGUUGAAUGGUGCAACCAAUCUCGAUCCAUAAAGUAUCUUUUCAAGUAUGUUAACAAAGGACAUGAUCGCGUAACCGCUGGAUUCUAUGGUGGUUCGAAUGAAGGAGAUGGCGAUCGAGUUGUUGAUGAGAUAAAGACCUAUUACGAUUGUCGUUAUCUGUCGGCAUGUGAAGCUGUCUGGAGGAUUUUUGUAUUUGAUGUAAACUAUAGGGAACCAUCUGUUGAACGACUAACUUUUCACCUCGAGGAUGAGCAACCUGUUAUUUUUCCUGAUGAUGCUUCAAUUGAAGAUAUUGUUGAUAAACCAUAUGCUAAAUGUACUAAAUUCAUAGCAUGGAUGGAGGCCAAUAAACAAUAUCCAGAAGCACGCCAAUUAACAUAUGGCGAAUUCCCUUCUCGAUUUGUAUGGAAUAAGUCAGGUCGACGAUGGACUCCACGCAAACAAGGGUUUUCAAUUGGAAGGAUUCACUUUGCUCCUCCCGGAUCCGGGCAAAGAUUUUACUUGAGGACACUUUUGAACUAUGUCAAGGGGCCAACUUCGUUUGAUGAGUUAAAGACAGUUAAUAAUGUUACAUAUAGCAGUUUCAAGGAUGCCUGUUUUGCACUAGGACUUAUGGAUGAUGAUAGGGAGUUUGUUCAUGCAAUCAAGGAGGCAAGCUAUUGGGGUACUGGUAUUUUUUUACGGAGGCUAUUUGUAGCCAUGCUCCUUUCAGAGCAGCUCCAUCGACCCAGUUUUGUUUGGGACAAUACAUGGGAGCAUUUGAGCGAUGAUAUACAGCAUCGCCAGCGGCGAUUACUCCGGCUACCAGACUUGGUGUUGACUUCAGACCAAUUGAAAAGUUACACUUUAGCGGAGAUUGAAAUUUUAUUGCAAAGUAACGGCAAGAGCUUCAAUGAUUUUCCUGAUAUGCCACAACCAGAUGCCGGAUUAGUUCCAGAUAGAGGGAAUAGAUUGAUUUACGAUGAGCUAAAUUAUGAUACUGAAUUACUUGCUCAUGAGCAUCGUAAGUUAAUGUCAACCAUGACAACUGAGCAACGAAAGAUAUAUGAUAGGAUAAUGUCAAGGGUUCAGGAAGAUAAACCGGGUUUUUUUUUCCUAAACGGCUAUGGGGGAACGGGAAAAACGUAUGUUUGGAGAGCUUUGUCAGCAGCAUUGAGGUCAAAGGGUGAGAUCGUCCUAACCGUGGCAUCAAGUGGUAUAGCUGCAUUACUAAUUCCUGGAGGUAGAACUGCUCAUUCACGGUUUGCGAUCCCUCUAAACGUCAACGAAUAUUCGACAUGCCAAAUAGGUCCGAAAGAUCAUCUUGCGCAGUUAAUUCAUCGUGCCAAGUUGAUCAUAUGGGAUGAGGCGCCUAUGAUGCACCGACAUUGUUUCGAAGCCGUCGAUCGUACUUUGAAGGAUAUUAUGCAAGAGAAGCGGUUUCCCUUUGGAGGAAAAGUUGUCGUCUUAGGUGGGGAUUUUCGCCAGAUACUCCCGGUAAUACCUAAAGGUACACGACAUGAGAUAGUUCAUUCUGCCAUAAAUUCAUCUCCACUCUGGUCCUUUUGUGAGGUUCUUACUUUGACAACUAACAUGAGACUCCUUGCCGGAUGCACAAAUUCAGAAAUUGAUAGAAGGAGACAUUUUUCGGAGUGGAUCUUGGGAAUUGGUGAUGGGAGUAUUGGAAAUGCGGAUGAUGAGUGUAUCACUGUGCAGAUUCCAAAAGAUUUGUUGAUUGAUGAUUUUGACGAUCCCCUUGCUAAUAUUGUAAAGAGUACAUACCCAAAUUUGUUAGACAAUAUGAAUAACUCAUCCUUUUUCCGUGACAGGGCUAUUCUGGUUCCAAGGAACUCGGUUGUUGAUAGUGUAAAUGACUACAUCUUGAAUAUCGUACCAGGUGAGGAAAAAGUUUACUUGAGUUAUGAUUCUCCUUGCAAUGACACUUCCCGGGUCAAUACCCCUGACGAUGUGCAUACACCUGAAUUCCUAAAUACCAUUGUUUCUUCUGGAAUACCAAAUCAUAAAUUAAGGCUAAAAGUGGGAGUUCCAAUUAUGCUCAUGCGGAAUAUGGAUCAAUCUUGUGGAUUGUGCAAUGGGACAAGGUUGAUAGUAACUAAAAUGGGGACUUAUGUUAUUGAGGGAAUAAUUAUAUCUGGUAGCCAUAUUGGUGAACGAGUUUUCAUUCCAAGAUUGUCGUUGAUUCCUUCCGAUAAGAGGCUCCCUUUUAGAUUCCAACGCCGGCAAUUUCCGUUAAGUGUGUCAUACGCUAUGACUAUCAACAAGAGUCAGGGUCAAUCACUCAAACAUGUCGGGGUAUAUCUUUCUCAACCAAUAUUUUCUCAUGGACAGUUGUAUGUUGCGCUAUCAAGAGUUACAUCCGAUAAGGGGUUGAAAAUACUAAUAGCUAAUGAAGCAGACAAAGAUCUAGGGACAACUCGAAAUGUCGUUUACAAAGAAGUGUUUCGAAAUAUUUAG